AUGUCUGGUAAUAGUGCUUCCUGGAAAGAUUUCUUGAAAUCGAUCGCAUCAUUUAAUGGGGAUUUGUAUACUCUUACUGCUCCGCCAUUCAUUUUAUCGCCAGUGUCGUUAGUCGAAUAUUCUCAAUUUUGGUGCGAACAUCCGGAAUUGUUUCUUGCACCAAAUUUCAUUGGUGGUAAGGAUGCUAAGGACGAGAGCACUCUCCUUGAAAGACAGAUUGCCGUCACCAAAUGGUUUAUCGCCACUUUGAGAUCACAAUAUGCUUCAAGAAAUGAAACUUUGGGAACCGAAAAGAAACCUUUGAACCCAUUCCUUGGUGAAGUAUUUGUGGGGAAAUGGGAAGAUCUGAGCAAGGAAAAGAAACUCGGAGACACUGUUUUGUUAUCAGAACAAGUUAGUCACCAUCCUCCUGUUACCGCUUACUCCAUCAUUAAUGAAAAGAACAACACUUAUUUAUCAGGAUACAAUGAAGUCAAGACCCAAAUCUACGCCACCUCUUUGACUCUAAAUGUUAAGCAAUACGGUAAUGCUAUCUUAGAAUAUAGGGACUUGAAUGAAAAUUAUUUGGUCACUUUGCCAGGGUUGCACAUUGAAGGCUUGUUGAUGGCAUCUCCUUAUGUUGAAUUGGAUGGUAAAUCUUAUAUUCAAUCUUCUAGUGGGUAUAUAACUGUCAUUGAGUUCAGCGGAAAGGGCUGGGUUAGCGGUAAAAAGAACUCCUUCAAGGCCAAAAUUUUCAAGGAUAAGAAAUCCAUGGAUAAGAAAGGUACUCCAGAAUGCACCAUCAGCGGCCAAUGGUCAGGAUCUUCAAGUAUUUACUACGGCGAUAAGUACAAGAAGACUACACCAUUUUACGAUGCUGCUACAUCUAGUCCAGAACAUCUUAAGGUUAAACCAAUUUCUGAACAACAUUCAUUGGAAAGUAGAAAGGCCUGGAAGGAUGUUGCGGAAGCCAUUAAGGAAGGCUCAUUCGAGAAAAUUUCGGAAUCCAAGUCCAAAUUGGAAAAUGCUCAAAGAGAAAAAAGAAAGCAAGAAACAGACACCAAUAGUCCUUGGAAGGUUAGAUGGUUCAAAGAAGUUGAUGAUUCUACUAUACCAGCUUUAGGUCAGAAAUCCGAUCAACCAUUCCUUAAUUUGUGCGAAAUUGGCGGGUUUUCCAAGUACAAUGUUCCAAGCGGUACGUUCAAUUCAGAUGCUAAAUCAAAGACUGCAGUACACUGGAGAUUUAAUGAUGAGGCUUUCAAGAAUGAAAAGGAAAUUGUUAUUUGA
This is a messenger RNA of Saccharomycopsis crataegensis, 1266 nucleotides long. RefSeq names its product oxysterol-binding protein KES1 (gene KES1). NCBI's taxonomy places the organism in Eukaryota, Fungi, Ascomycota, Saccharomycetes, Ascoideales, Saccharomycopsidaceae. Gene Ontology annotation, molecular function: oxysterol binding. The transcript has a single exon. The record is from RefSeq and is a predicted model, not a curated record. Bases 1 to 1266 code for a protein of 421 amino acids. Gene Ontology annotation, cellular component: intracellular membrane-bounded organelle; membrane; cytosol.